Molecule: messenger RNA, 2254 nt
Organism: Neocloeon triangulifer
Lineage: Eukaryota; Metazoa; Arthropoda; Insecta; Ephemeroptera; Baetidae
Product: parathyroid hormone/parathyroid hormone-related peptide receptor-like
Exons: 12
Coding region: 85-1590 (501 amino acids)
Biological process (GO): cell surface receptor signaling pathway; adenylate cyclase-modulating G protein-coupled receptor signaling pathway
Cellular component (GO): plasma membrane
Molecular function (GO): G protein-coupled peptide receptor activity; peptide hormone binding
Source: RefSeq, a predicted model, not a curated record
GUUCAGCCUCCGAGCGGCGAAACUCGCGUAGGUCUCCACCGAUAAAACUUAAAGCGGAGAGCAGGCGGAUCACUCGGCACCGCCAUGGAGCUGACGGACAACAUGGGGCCGAUUUUCACUAGUCCCGAGGAUCAGACGCGCAUUUUACAGCUGAAGGCCCACGAGUGCUUAAGGACGCAGUUGAACGCCUCGAUUGCGACCCCCGAGGACCACUGCCCACCGGUUUGGGACGGAAUCAUGUGCUGGCCAGCGACACCGCCGGGCCAACUCGUGGUGCUGCCCUGUGCCAACUACAUCGCUGGGUUCGAAUAUCAAGGCAACGCAAGUCGGCUGUGCACAAACGACUCUUCUUGGUUCGUCAACAAAGAGCACAACACUGACUGGACCAACUACUCAAUGUGCUACAAGACACCGUUGGCCACAGUGGUGAUCAAAUUGGCCGACAUGGCAAACCUCUCGCACACCAUGGCGUGGAUGCCGAUUUUGAAGCCGGUGGUGCACGUCGGCUUCGGCUUCAGUCUGCUCUCGCUGCUGAUCGCCUUUGGUAUCUUAGCAACGACAAAAAAACUCCGCUGUCCCCGGAACACCCUUCACAUGCACCUUUUCUCUUCAUUCAUCCUGCGCGCCUCCAUGGGCUUACUGAAGGACUCUUUGUUCAUUGAGGGCGUCGGAAUGGACUCAGACAUCGUGGUCAAGGGCAAUGACACCUUUUUCAGCCAGCAAGAGAAGAAUUGGGCGUGCAAGAGUGUGACCAGCUUGUGGCAGUUCGCGCUCGUGGCCAAUUACUCGUGGAUCCUGAUGGAAGGCCUCUAUCUGCACAACCUCAUCUUCCUCGCCCUCUUCUCUGACUCCAGCGCCAUCACUCUCCAUGUUGUUCUCGGCUGGGGUAUGCCAGUGGUGGUGGUGGGUUCGUGGGUGAUCAUUCGCGCCGCCUUGGAGAAUGACUUUUGCUGGACCACGCAGAGCACGUACGUUUCCCUCAUCAUCCGAAUUCCCAUCGUCGUCUCUAUCCUGAUCAACUUCGUCUUCUUCCUCAACAUCAUCCGCGUGCUCUUCCUGAAGCUCAAGUCGUGCAUUUCCGAGGAGACCCGCAGAUACAGGUAUAGAAAAUGGGCCAAGUCGACUCUGGUGUUGGUGCCGCUGUUUGGAGUGCAGUACGUUUUGUCGCUGGUGCUCUCGUGCUUCACCAAGGACAACCCUAAUGUGGAACUUCUCUGGCUGUUUGCCGACCAGGUGUCCUCUUCCUUUCAGGGUUUCUGCGUUGCGGUUCUGUACUGCUUUCUGAACGCAGAGGUGCGCACCGAGUUGUCCAAAAAGUGGAUGCGCAGCCCGUGGCGUCAAAAGAAGAGCCUGGGCAAGGGUGGACGAAACUCGUCACGCGGGUGGCGUCUCCGCUGGUCCCGCAGCUCCUACGCCACCUCGAACGUGUCCAUCGAGUGUCGCAGGGCGGUCGCCAUCGACACUAAACGACCUGCCGUCUGCGUGCCCCUCUGCGAAGAAAUAACUGCCAGGCGAGAAAAUGAGCCCAAGAGGUGCCGCUGCGAUGAUGCGUGCGAGUGUGAGGAGGAAGCGGCCGUGAUUGAGAUUUGAUGCCGGGACGUGCGUUUCUGGAACAAGAAAUCUAGUUGUGCUGCACAAGAUCUCUAACCAACCGAGCGGAAAACUAUAAUAAUAUAAUUAACCUCGCACUACUUUUCGCUCUCCUGCCAAAGAGGCGAGCUGGAAAAUCUCUACGCGCCGUCAAAUUAGAAAAUAUGUGACAAAAAUUCAUCGCCAAACUCAGGCAUUUCGCCCUUUUCCGUGUUUUCUAGUCGUUGACUGUUUACGAAUAUAAUAUUAUAAAUAUUAAAUGUGUUCAGAGUUCAUAUUUUAUGUCGUUAUACAAAUAACCGUUUAUAAAUGUGAUAUAUCUACGUGUCAUAUAUAUGUACAAUUAUAUAAAUUUUGAAAUUGAGAUUUGCCUUCAGAAAAAUCAUUGUCUGCCAUAUUUUUCUGUCUGGGCGAACUUAAAAAAAUUUAAAAAAUUUUGAAAAAGAUAAUUAAUGAUUAUAUUUUGCCACAAUUAAUUCUAUAAGCACAAAACUCAAUGUAUCAAAUUUUCAUAAUUUAUUGCAGGAAAAAAACUUCAUGAGGGCAUUUGUAGAUUUUGAAAUAAUUGAAAAAGUCAUUAAUUUUGUGUGAAACCAAAUCUCCAUUUCAUCUACCUGUCUUGACCGUCGAAGAAAAUAAAGUCUUCAUGUGCUGUGAUUUGUCC